AUGAACAAAUUUCCAAACGAUCCUAUUUUCGUGAAUCUGCUGCGUCUAAGGCAGUCAGUGCAAGGAGUCUUAAUCCAUGAUGAUUAUGGCAUUGACGCAGGCCCCACCGACCUACUCAAUGAUAUUAGUCGUCUGCGCGAAACACUGCGAAGAGAGCUCCCCGCUGACUGGUACGACGCUAGAGGCUUGUUGCGACCUGACACUGGUUGCAUAGCGACAAUCUCACCAAGCGGAUAUUACUUUCUGGUGGCAUUCUUUACGAUAGCCGCGCUAGGAGGAACAUGUAUACCACUGCCAACUAAGGCCACACCCAACGAGACUCUCAGACUCUUGACCUCAGCCAAUGUGACAUAUAUUCUGAGCGAGCCCAACACCAUUCAACAGGUUGCUGUUAUCAAAGAACACGCAAUUAACAUCGAGACAAUCCAGAUUGAGCGGAAGGCAGGAUGUGAGUUCACGUACGGUUCCGAUUUCGAAAUUGAUGAGACCCUAUCGAUUGACCCGCACCAACCAUGCAUGGUCAUUCUUACCUCCGGGGGCAACACCGGCCUUCCGAAAAGUGUUGUUAUUCCUCGCCGAACGUUUUUCUACUCCGGCAAGACAGAACCUGACCGUCUGUUUCUGGCUUUCCGCCCUGUUCACUGGAUGGGUGGCGUAUCAGGGCUCCUUGCGCGGGUUCUGCGUGGGACGAAGAUUCACUGGCCACGACGCUCAUUCGACCCAGCUAUAUUCUGGGAGAUCUUCAAGCAGGGUACUAUUACAGAUGUGUCGUUUUCUUCUUCACUGUUUAAAAGUCUAGAGGACUACUAUCUAGUAAACAUCUGCCGGCUUCCUUCUGAUGAGCGCGAGGUAUAUGUAUCCGGGGUGGGAAAGAUCCGGGUUGCCACGAUUAGCGGUUCAGCUAUGAACCCCGCCACGGCCCAGUUUUGGAUCGAGCUCACGGGGAUGAAGAUAAGGAACGUUUAUGGGUCAAGUGAACUUGGGGGAAUGGUGCUAGCGUCUGGUAUUGAUGCGCCAUAUGUCGAUAGGUGCAUUGGUAUGCCUAUUCCUGGAGCACAGAUCAAGCUAUCAAAUGGAGAUGAGGGAGAAUUGCUUGUCAAGUCUCCUCGAAUGUUCACGCAUUACCUUAAUGAUGAAACAGCAACAAAGAAUGCAUUCGAUGAAGAUGGAUUCUACAAAACAGGCGAUCUCGUUCGACGCGUCGGGGCGUGUUAUUUUUUUGAAGGGAGAGUAGACUCUGACUGGAUCAACUUUCUUGACCGCAAGAUUUCAGUUUUAGAACUAGAAGAACAUCUACUGCGCCUUUCUUACAUAUCUGAGGCCCACGUUCUUCCUGUUCUUGACCACGAGACCAGAGGAGUCCCUGCAGCACUUGUCCGUCUCAACUGUGGAAACUCAGAUAUUAAUCUGCGAAGAAUCCGCGAUGACCUUUCUCUAGGCUUGGAGCGUUAUAAACUCCCUGCACUUCUAUACAUAUUGAAAGCCGGAGAGGACGUACCCAGAGCGGCCUCUGACAAAGUGCUCAAGGCCCAGGCAUUGGACAAGUUCUUUCGUAUCCGUGGGUAUCGGCCUCGUGGAUAUUGUGUCGAUGGGGUUGAGUGUCUCAGGACCUCCUACUCGACGAAAUGA
This is a messenger RNA of Penicillium subrubescens, 1629 nucleotides long. Its product is annotated as acetyl-CoA synthetase-like protein. Bases 1 to 1629 code for a protein of 542 amino acids. The record is from RefSeq and is a predicted model, not a curated record. NCBI's taxonomy places the organism in Eukaryota, Fungi, Ascomycota, Eurotiomycetes, Eurotiales, Aspergillaceae. The transcript has 5 exons. Gene Ontology annotation, biological process: fatty acid metabolic process. Gene Ontology annotation, molecular function: medium-chain fatty acid-CoA ligase activity.